Messenger RNA from Fusarium fujikuroi IMI 58289, 1251 nucleotides. RefSeq names its product related to OYE2-NADPH dehydrogenase (old yellow enzyme), isoform 1. Bases 1 to 1251 code for a protein of 416 amino acids. The record is from RefSeq and is a predicted model, not a curated record. Gene Ontology annotation, molecular function: FMN binding; NADPH dehydrogenase activity. The transcript is spliced from 4 exons. Lineage: Eukaryota; Fungi; Ascomycota; Sordariomycetes; Hypocreales; Nectriaceae.
AUGCCUAUCGCAGUCACACCGCCCGCGGCGCACGCUGCGCUGAAGGACACUGUCUUGUUCUCGCCCUUGAAGCUUGGCAAGCUCAACUUGAAGCACCGAAUUGUGCAGGCACCUAACACUCGCAUGAGAAGCGAAUUCGAGUCCCGUGGAGUUUAUGUCCCUGGCCCUCGUAUGGUAAAGUACUACAGCGAUCGCUCCAGUGACGGCGGUCUUCAGAUUACUGAGGCGACCGACAUUGCCCUGAACGCUAGUGCUUACCCCGGUGUUCCUGGCGUCUUUACCGACUCCCAAUUACAGGGAUGGAAGAAGGUAACUGACGCUGUCCAUGCCAAGGGCGGGUUUAUCUUCACUCAGCUGUGGCACACUGGCCGGGCGUCCUGUAGUGCGCAGCGGGGUGGUGAGAGGGCAGUGUCUUCUGGCGAUCAGCCCAUGCCGGGUACAUAUCUGGAUGGCACUGAUACCAAGGAUGACCCGCCUCGAGCCUUGACAGUGGACGAGAUCCACAGCAUCACUACCGAAUGGGCAGCCGCAGCCAAGCGAGCUGUUGAAGUUGCUGGAUUUGACGGUAUUGAGAUUCAUGGUGCCAACGGUUAUCUUCUUGAGCAGUUCCUUCACGACAACAUCAACAACCGCACUGAUGAGUAUGGCGGCUCUGUCGAGAACCGAUGCAGAUUUCUGCUCGAGGUUCUUACUGCAUGCUGUGAUGCUAUCGGUGCCGACAAGGUCGGUCUUCGACUUUCGCCUUACAAUUACUUCCAGGGCACCAAGGAUAGUGAUCCCAACGCACAUUGGUCUUACCUCUGUGGCCAGAUCGCCAGUCUUCCAGAUAAACACAAGCCUGUUUACGUUCACAUGAUUGAGCCACGUUUUGACGAGGUUCUGGAUGAGCAGCAAAAGCUCGCUGCACUUGCCAACGGCAGCAGUAAAGAUGGUACUUCUGUUGAAGUUGGCAAGCAAGCAAACUCUCUCAACAUAUUCCGCAACAUCCUCCAGCCUUCUGGAAUUCUGUUCCUAGCCUGCGGAAACUUCAACCGAGAUAAUGCUCCCACAAAGAUCAAGAGUCAAGAGGCUGACUUGGUCGCCAUGGGCCGACACUUCAUUGCCAACCCUGACCUGGCUGCGAGAUUGGAGAAUGGCUGGCCUCUUAACGCCUAUGACCGCAGCACAUUCUACGGUGCUGAUCCUCCUGAGAAGGGCUACAAUGACUAUCCCUUCUACAACCCCUCACAAGAGGUGAAGAGUGAAGCAUAA